This is a messenger RNA of Triticum aestivum (bread wheat), 1734 nucleotides long. Its product is annotated as GDSL esterase/lipase At5g45910-like. The coding region runs from base 330 to 1175 and encodes 281 amino acids. The transcript is spliced from 5 exons. The record is from RefSeq and is a predicted model, not a curated record. Lineage: Eukaryota; Viridiplantae; Streptophyta; Magnoliopsida; Poales; Poaceae. Gene Ontology annotation, molecular function: hydrolase activity, acting on ester bonds.
CUUCUUCUGCGUUGAGGCGCUACGAUCCCCGCCCGAUCCCGUCGGUCCCUCCUUUCCUCCCGGCGGCGCCGCCGCGAGGACACUGGGAGAGCGCGGCCGGAUCUGCGGUGACCCCCCUACGCAGCCACCCGACGAGGAUCGAGUUUCCGGCGAAGGGAAUCCGGUCGCCUCCGGCGGCCUCGUUUCCGCCUCGGCCUCCCUCAUUUCCCCUCCGGAAUACUAUGGAAUAGCAGUCAGACGCUCCGGAAUGUAGAUAGAAACUCGUGGCUUUACCUGGCCGGCAUGCACUCCGUCCCCACUGUCGGCCAUACCAGGAAGGAUCAAGCAAGAUGAGCAGCAAGCGGGUGUGCCUGUGCGUCGCCGUUUCCUCGCUCCUCCUCCUCCCACUCGCGGGCCUGGUCUCCGCGGCGGCCGGGCGAUACGACUCCAUCUUCAGCUUCGGCGGCUCCUCCUCCGACACCGGCAACAACCUCAUCGUCUUUCCCCCCAGCGAGCGCGUCAACUACGUGCUGCGCCCUCCCUAUGGCACCACCUUCUUCGGCCGCCCCACCGGCCGCUGCUCCGACGGCCGCCUGGUCAUCGAUUUCAUCGCGCAACACCUGGGCCUGCCGUUCGUCCCGCCGUCGCUGGCGCACAACGAAAGCUUCCGCCAAGGCGCCAACUUCGCCGUCAGCGGCUCCACCGCUCUCGACGCCGCUUUCUUCCACCGCCUGCUUCCCCGCACCAGGAAACCUCUCAACACCAGCCUGGGCGUGCAGCUGCGGUGGUUCGAGUCUCUCAAGCCUUCGCUCUGCGGCACAACCCAAGAGUGCGAAACGUUCUUCAGCAGAUCACUCUUCGUCGUGGGGGAAUUCGGGACCAAUGAUUACGGCAUCUUCGUGCUGAACGGCGUGGCAGGGAUGACGCUGAUGCCGCUAGUUCCAGAUGUCGUCGGUGCCAUCUCCAUGGCCGUCGAGAGGCUCAUCAAGCAUGGGGCGACGAGUUUAGUGGUGCCUGGGGUGAUCCCGUUGGGAUGCGUCCCCAAGAUCCUCACCGGCGACUCUUGCCUCGAAGAGUACAACAAGCUAGCGAUGCACCACAACUUGCUGCUGCAGGAGGCCCUGGACAAGCUCCGGGUCAGGCACCCGGCACCGCCAUCGUCUAUGCCGACCGAUUCGGCCCCGUCAUGGACAUGAUGGAGUCGCCUGCCAAGUUUGGUCUUGAAGAGGACGCUCUUCUUACCCCGUGUUGUGGAGGGCCCGACACGCUUCUCUGUGGUGAAGAUGGUGGAAACCUAUGCGAGAACCCGUCGGCUCGCCUUUUCUGGGACGGCGCCCACCCCACGGAGGCAGCUUACCACUACAUGGCUCACCUCUUGCUGCGCAGCAUAGACGACACCACUGUAAGAGGGGCCAGCUAUACCAGUUUGUAAUCAAGGUGGUACUACCUCCGUUCUGGUCAAUAAAUCAGGAUGGAGGUAGUAGAAGAUAAAUCCGGAAUCAUGGAGAGCAGGCCCUGAUGGAGAGCUAUGUGGAUUGCAGAGUCUCGUAUGUCUGACUCCAUUCAAGGAAUUUCUGAUCAUGAAAAAUUAUAGUUUUAAAUAGCCGGCUAUAGCUUCGCUAUAGCCCGCUAUAGCCUUUUUAGUAGGGUGCCGCUAAAUGGUCGCCUUCACAAAUAGCCCGCUAUAGCUGAUUUGAAGGCCCGCCGCUAUUUUCCAUAGCCCUCUAUUUAAAACAUAAGAAAAAUUGGGCAAAG